UUCAUAAACUCUUCUGCAAUUCUCAUCAGCAAUAGUACGUUUCUUCUUUACUAAAUUCCUUCUACAAACUUGCCCAUUUUCUUUUCAUUUUCUUCCAUGGAUAUCCAUAAUCAAGCUAAUCAAACAUACCAAACAUCAACUCUACCUGUUAAUCUUAUUAGACCAAUAUCGGUGUCCAAUAUCGAUAUAGAACGACCACAGAUAAUCGAAGAUAACAAAGACUACUUUGAUUACUCCCAAAGGGCACAGUGGCUUCGUGCUGCUGUCCUUGGAGCCAACGAUGGCUUAGUGUCGACAGUAUCACUGAUGAUGGGAGUAGGAGCUGUAAAAGAAGAUGUCAAGUUUAUGAUUCUGACUGGCUUUGCCGGUUUGAUAGCCGGGGCUUGUAGUAUGGCUAUCGGAGAAUUUGUCUCAGUUUAUUCACAACUUGAUAUUGAGUUGGCACAAAUAAAGAGAGAAAGUAUGGCAAGAAAAGAUGAGGAAACACAAAGUGAUGACGAGAAGGAAAAUUUGCCAAACCCAUUUCAAGCUGCUGGUGCAUCAGCAAUUGCAUUCUCCCUUGGAGCUAUGGUACCGUUAUUAGCAGCGGCAUUUAUAAAAGAUCAUAAGGUGAGAUUGGGAGUGGUGACAGGAGCGACGAGUUUGGCGCUGUUGGUGUUUGGAGGGUUAGGGGCUGUUUUAGGGAAAGCACCUUUGUUGAAGUCUUCUCUUAGGGUGUUGGUUGGAGGAUGGAUCGCCAUGGCUAUAACAUAUGGAUUGACUAAGUUGAUUGGAACCAGUGGACUUUAAUAGCUGACAGUUUAACGAAGUGAUAGUCAUCCCAUGUUAUUAUAGUCGUUUCAUUUACUUCUCACUUAAUCGGGUCCUUGAUUUCAUGCAUGCAGUUAUCGUCUAGUUCUUUCUUAUGACGCAACGUAUAUUGUAGACAUAUGAGUUUAGUAGUUGCUCCGAAGCCUGACUUGAGGUCAGCAAAUCGGAUAUCCACUCUAGAGUUUGGGGAUCUCGUAAAACCUACUCUUAUGUGUCUAAAGAAAACAAGCUUGUUAAAUAAAAAUAGAAGAUAUUGUGUGUCAACAAGUGCGUAAGUUUUGCCUUGUUAUUCAUUGUAUGCGAUGGAUUUGGGAAAUUUGCUGAUGCCGUUGUAGUAGGUAAAGUUAUCGGUUAAUGAUACCAGUCCAGUGGUUAUCGAAUUCGUAAGUUUUACCAGUACUUUCACACUCAGUUUAAGAGGAAAUUCUAGUAAUCUGAUUUUUAAUUGGGAUUUAGUCUUUAUUUA
Messenger RNA from Papaver somniferum (opium poppy), 1276 nucleotides. RefSeq names its product vacuolar iron transporter homolog 3-like. Gene Ontology annotation, molecular function: iron ion transmembrane transporter activity; manganese ion transmembrane transporter activity. The record is from RefSeq and is a predicted model, not a curated record. Gene Ontology annotation, biological process: intracellular manganese ion homeostasis. NCBI's taxonomy places the organism in Eukaryota, Viridiplantae, Streptophyta, Magnoliopsida, Ranunculales, Papaveraceae. The coding region runs from base 97 to 789 and encodes 230 amino acids. The transcript has a single exon. Gene Ontology annotation, cellular component: membrane.